Molecule: messenger RNA, 1008 nt
Organism: Cladocopium goreaui
Lineage: Eukaryota; Dinophyceae; Suessiales; Symbiodiniaceae
Source: the annotation of a GenBank genome assembly
AUGCCCCUUCCACAGAGUGACACGCGUUGCUCUGCCGGCGUCGCUAGCAGCCGACAUCCGAUAAAGGUGCUGUCUCGGGACCUCGCAUCGACUUUGUCAACGUCGGCGGGAGAGCUCAGCCGAUCUGAUGGCGAAGAUUCGCUGGAAGAGCAAACUGCAGUGCUUCUCCAGCUACCAUGCAAACUGGAAGAUGUGUGCGCGCAGCUCUGCGAGAAGCUGCAGAAAGUUCCAUUGCCGGCUCUCGGCCACGUCGCUGCACCGGUCGGCUCUUUGUCCCCUGUGCUUUGCUCCACACCUCCCGCAGAUGCCCUCGACGACCACGUUCGCUGCACAGUGAUGGCACUCUCUGGCAACGUCGUGGCAAAAGUUUUUGUUCUCAAGGGCCAACCAUGGCUCGAUGCCAUACCUUUUGGUUAUUGGUGUCAUUGCUGGAACGUAGCGAAUUUUCACCUCUCCGACAAGGACAUGGUGGUGUUCCCGCGGCCAAGACUCAGCCAGUUGGUUCCCUCGGAUGGAUCUGACAUUGUUCUCAAGCUCGUCACCAGCAACCAGCCGCCCCCAGUGAACAUUCGUGUGGUCAUUGGGAAGGGAGCUGCCACCUCUGCGACUUACAGACCGCAGCCUAGCACCAGUCCGCUCUACGACUUCUGCGAGCUUCAGACUCUCAUGCUGCGAAAUUUGGAUCGGGUGCAACUGAAAGACGUUGAUCUUCGGUGCCCAGACGGUCCGUUAGCCAAGCGGCUCCGGCAACGUUUCUAUGAGAUGCUGCACUGCAACGUGAAGCUGGGAAAGCGGAUGCUGUCCGAAUUUCGUGCUGAUGAGUCCACGUCGACCUAUUACCUGCACGUGCUAGUGUCUUCAGAUGGCCAGAGACUGACUUUACGUGCCAAGUUGCUAUAUGAUCCAGUUUAUCUUCGUGUGCCUGUGGUGGAGGACGGCAAAGUCUGUCCAUGGAAUAAGCCGGCUUUCGCCGAAAUCUGCGAGGCUAUUCAGCAUGCAAGCGUAUAA